AUGGCUGUUGCGGUUCUGGAUCACAACUUGGGUAGUGAUUACCCCUCAAAGAGAAUAACUAAGGGGGGGAGACCCCUUAACUGCAAGCGCGUGUCUGUUCAAACUGAUAGUGGUUCUGUCCUAGGCAUUGAACUAGAGCCAGGAGAAAAUGCACACACGGUAAAAAAGAAGCUGCAGUUAGCCCUUAAUGUACCCACAGAGGAGAGCUCACUGACAUUUGGUGAUCAGGUUUUGAACAAUGAUCUCAGCUAUGUUCGAAAUGACUCACCAUUGCUUCUCACCAGAAAUCACAUGCAUAGAAGCUGCUCCACACCUUGCCUCUCUCCUAAAGGAAAAGAAUAUCAGCAACAUGAUCGGAGUAAAGUUAUUGAAAUCCUAGGUUGUUCAAGCCCUUCUGCUACAAUGAAGGAGUUGGUUAAGGAUAUCAUCAAGGGAAUUACAAAUGGUGUUGACCCAGUAGCUGCUAUUGGGGGAAUGGGAGGUGCCUACUAUUUUUGGGAUAUCUGGGGGCAACAUGUUGCAAUUAUUAAACCAACCGAUGAGGAACCUUGUGCUCCAAAUAAUCCUAAAGGUUUUGUGGGGACGACUCUUGGGCAGCCAGGCCUCAAAAGAUCUAUACGGGUUGGUGAGAUAGGAUUUCGGGAGGUUGUUGCAUACCUCCUUGAUCACAAGAAUUUUGCAGGAGUCCCUCUUACUAUGUUAGUGAAAGUUAACCAUAGUGUGUUUCAUGUGAAUGAAGAUAAUUGUAACAACAUGACCAAUAGGGAUAGAUCACAGGCUCAUAGCAAGAUUGCCUUGUUGCAACAAUUCAUUCCACAUGACUAUGAUGCUAGUGACCAUGGAACAUCGAGCUUACCUAUCUCUUCCAUUCACAGGAUUGGCAUACUCGACAUUAGAAUCUUUAACACUGAUAGGCAUGGUGGCAAUCUUCUAGUCAGGAACCUUGACAAUGGAUCUAGCCGUUUUGAAGCUCAAACAAAACUUAUUCCCAUUGAUCAUGGUCUCUGUCUUCCAGAAAGUCUGGAAGAUCCUUACUUUGAGUGGAUUCAUUGGCCACAAGGAUCUAUUCCUUUCUCUAAAGAAGAACUAGAGUAUAUCAAAGAUUUGGACCCUAUAAAGGACGUUGAAAUGCUUCGCAUGGAGCUGCCCACGAUUCAUGAGGCAAGUCUUAGGGUGUUGGUCCUCUCAACAAUAUUUCUCAAGGAAGCUGCAACUUCUGGCCACUGCUUGUCAGAGAUAGGGGACAUGAUGAGCAGACAGUUUACCAAAAAAGAAGAGGAGCCAAGCGUGCUUGAGGUUAUGUGUAUGGAAGCAAGGAAUUGGGUUAAGGAGAUAGAAUUGCUUUUUACAAGAAACAAACUUUGA
Molecule: messenger RNA, 1365 nt
Organism: Miscanthus lutarioriparius
Lineage: Eukaryota; Viridiplantae; Streptophyta; Magnoliopsida; Poales; Poaceae
Source: the annotation of a GenBank genome assembly